Molecule: messenger RNA, 1215 nt
Organism: Syzygium oleosum
Lineage: Eukaryota; Viridiplantae; Streptophyta; Magnoliopsida; Myrtales; Myrtaceae
Product: galactolipase DONGLE, chloroplastic-like
Exons: 2
Coding region: 1-1215 (404 amino acids)
Biological process (GO): jasmonic acid biosynthetic process
Cellular component (GO): chloroplast
Molecular function (GO): glycerophospholipid phospholipase A1 activity
Source: RefSeq, a predicted model, not a curated record
AUGAAUCUUGGUGCAUUCUCAUGGGACAUUAUGAUGGCCAGGUGCCAUUCGUUGGGCAAUAAAUCUCCAACCAUGAAACUUUUAUGGGCUCCUACGCCAUAUUCUGUUAUAGCUUCGGCUGUUUCAUCUAAAUCCAAUGCAGUUGCAGACCCCUUGAUCUUAUCCCAACAUGCAUGCACCUGGAGAGACUUGCAAGGCUCCACCCACUGGGAGAACCUCCUGAAUCCCUUACACCCUCUUCUCCGUCAUGAGAUGCUCCGCUAUGCUGAGUUUGUCACCGCCUGUUACAAGGCUUUCGACCUCAACCCCACCUCCAAACGCCACUUGAAUUGCAAGUAUGGGAAGGCGAACAUGCUUGGACUGGUUGGCUUGGAGGAUUCCGGUUACCAAGUCACCAAGUACAUCUACGCCACGCCAGACAUAAACUUCCCCAUCCAAAAUAGGGUUCCUCGUGGCCGUUGGGUUGGAUACGUCGCAAUAUCAUCCGAUGAUGAAGCGGUCAAGAAGCUUGGAAGGAGGGAUUUGCUGAUAGCCUUUCGUGGAACCGUGACAAACUAUGAGUGGAUUGCAAACUUGAUGAGCUCGCUUACUCCAGCACGACUCGACCCGCAUAAUUUGCAGCCGGAAGUGAAGGUAGAGUCCGGGUUCCUCAGUAUGUACACAUCGAAAGAGAGAAGUGAUAAAUUCGGAUUGGGAAGUUGUCGCAAACAGCUCCUAUCCGAGGUAUCCCGACUUGUGAACAAGUACAAAGAGGAGGAGAUAAGCAUAACAUUGGCCGGUCACAGCAUGGGGAGUGCACUGGCUCUUCUUCUUGCAUAUGAUAUUGCCGAGCUUGGAAUUGCAGAUACAUGUGAUCAUCGAGAUAUACCACUGACGGUCUUCUCGUUCUUCGGAGGCCCUAGAGUUGGCAACUCGGGCUUCAAGAAACGUUGUGAAGAGUUGGGGGUCAAAGUGCUGAGGAUAGUGAAUGGCAAUGACCCGGUGACAAAACUACCUCGCAUCUUGUUGAAUGAGAAUUUCGGGCUUUUGGGCAAGUUAUUCGCUGAAUCUCCGUGGAGCUGCUCGUUUUAUUCUCAUGUGGGUGUUGAGUUAGCUCUUGAACAGAGCCCGCGCUCGUUCUUGGACUUGCAAAGCCCUUCCUGGGUUCAUGACAUGGAGACCUACAUCAGCUUGCUCCAGUAUCCUCACGCAACACAACAUAAGAGGAUUAAUUGA